ACUGAAAAUUCAUAUAGCACAGCACAGCCGUUGUCACUGUCAUCAACCAGUGAAACACCUCUCGGUUGCUAUCUGUCUAACUUUGAGAUUAGUGGAAUGGCUAUAGCAAGGGGAUCAAAGUCUUCUAAAUCAGUUACAGCGGACCAAUCAGAAAGCAACUUGGAAAAAGUCAUGAGCUACACAGCUCCAAAGAAGAAGACUCUGUUCCUCCCUACUUCUGAGCCAACUGUGAUGGGGGAAGGGGAGGAUUAUUUCCUAUCUUUGUUUGGCGACUCAAAGAAACUUAUUGCACACUCAUUCAAUACCAGGAGAAGUUGGAAGCACUUUUCUAUGAUUCUUGAAGAAGUGGGCCCAUCUAGAUCCAGUGCUUUUGGAGACAUUAAAAUAGCGGAAGUGAAUGUUUUUUUUGUGAAGAUCAUUAACUCUUCCCCUAACCAAGAACUGGAGAUUGGAAAUCACAUUCUCCAGCAAAAUAUGAAUGGAAAACCAGAUUCUCUGUACCAUUUUCCUCCUAAUAUCACAAUGCAGGCCAAUUCCACGGUAACAGUCUGGACGGCAGCAUCUGAAGGAAAGCAUCAGCCACCAUCAGAUUUUCUUUGGAAGGAAAAAGAGAAGUUUACAACAAGCCCACAUUGUACAACCAUCCUGUGCAAACCUAAUGGUGAGGCCGUUGCCUGGUGCACUCCUAUUCACUGGAAGCAAGCAUGGGAGAAAUUAGAGACUGACAUUGAAUUUCACAGAAGCUCAGUAGUAAAUGCAGCAUCUCAAAAGCACAUGUUUCAUUGGCCAAAAGCUACAACUACAGCUAAAGAAACACUUCAUCAAUCUGAUACUGAUAUCGCAAACUACCAGAUGGAACAAAUUCCGGUUUUUCUUAAGAGAGAAAAAGAAAUCCCACCAGCUCUUUUCAUGAAUCGUAGCCCUUGGUGCCACAGUCCCGCUAUCCCUGCACAUCCCUACUGUCCUCUGAUUGAACCUCACAGUCCCGGCAUGUAUGAAAGCAGCUUAAAUACUCUUCCCAGGCCUCAGUCAGCCAGGCCUAAAGCAGACAUGGAAGCCCAGGAAUCUAUUAAAUUUGGUGAAAAAAUGUGUUCCGCCGUCAUGUUUUCUGCGGAGAGAUUCAUAGAGGCUCAUCAGAUACUCCCACAAGUUGAGAACAAAUUAGAAGACCACCAUGACAGAUUCGAAGCUGUGGAGAAAGGCCAUUUCAUACAGUAGCCCUACCUUGGUUAUCUAUCACAAACACUUCUAAAUGUUUCAAUUUCCUGAAGGUUUCUGUUCUGAAUGAGGACAAUAAUUAACAGCAAAAGCCAUUUCCCCACCAUGCUACCUGGAGAUGACCUUCGGGGCCGCCCCAGCAGUGGAUUUUGGGCAUAUCUUGUACAUAACUUUGUGGUUGUGGAGUUCAUUUGCACAGGGACAAUUUCCACCUCUGUAUAUAUCUGUACACACUUGCUGAAGCGAAAAGCAAACUUAAAAGAACUUAAAAGAGAGAGAAUGCUUUUCAGAGACCCUUGCAAAGUCAGAACUGUGUAAGUAUUUAUAUAAGAAGCCACUUAAUGUCUACUUGACUGAUGAGCCCUUAAAUUGCAGUAAGACUGCAGCUGAAUAGGAAGUAAAGUGUUUUUAAAGAUGAAGAGAGACAAUAUUCCUGGGAGUCAGCAUUAUACGCCAUCCAUGCCAACAAGUCAUCUGGAGGUCCUUCUGAGUGGCAUUUCCAAGGCUGGCUUGAGGGAAAUUGGAAGCAGACCGAUUUGACUGCUGACCAAUCAGUUUCCCUCUAGGAGCCCCAUUCCCCCAGCCCCUUCCUUCUGUCACCCCACCCCCAGCCCAACCACACACACCCCUUUGGCUUCCUGUUCUUUUUCCCUUUCUUGCUUUCAGCUGGAUGACAUUAAAUUCAACCUUUUCCAAACUUUUCAAUAAAUGCACAUAAAGCAGCGAC
Eptesicus fuscus (big brown bat) is the source of this 1945-nucleotide messenger RNA. RefSeq names its product lamin tail domain containing 1 (gene LMNTD1). The record is from RefSeq and is a predicted model, not a curated record. Bases 97 to 1218 code for a protein of 373 amino acids. Gene Ontology annotation, cellular component: cytoplasm; nuclear envelope. NCBI's taxonomy places the organism in Eukaryota, Metazoa, Chordata, Mammalia, Chiroptera, Vespertilionidae. The transcript has 8 exons.